Molecule: messenger RNA, 399 nt
Organism: Fomitopsis serialis
Lineage: Eukaryota; Fungi; Basidiomycota; Agaricomycetes; Polyporales; Fomitopsidaceae
Exons: 3
Coding region: 1-399 (132 amino acids)
Source: RefSeq, a predicted model, not a curated record
AUGCCCGUCCACUUCCACACGCCGGUGCACGUCGACAGGGGCUUCGAGCACGAACUGCGUCUGUCGCAGAAGCACGUCCUCCGGCUUGCUAUCCCCGACUCGCCUGAGCUGGGGCUUAUUAUCGUCUCACCUCUCACGGACACAUCAUCAGACCUGUCCGGGCCGUCGCUUAGCAGAACUGUCGGGACGGAUUCCCCCAAUCGCUCGCGUCGCCCGUCGAACGAGGCGGAUGAGGGCCCGCCCAGCCCGCCGCGGAAGUGCAGCCACGCUCGUAUCGCGUCGGACCUGUCGAAGAAGUUGAAGCGGUACAGCUGCAAGUGGAUCAGGGAGAAGAGUGGGAGGCGGUGGGUCGAGGAGGACUAUGGGACGGUGCUGCAGAAGUUGAGGCGGUUGAAAUGA